Molecule: messenger RNA, 564 nt
Organism: Coprinopsis cinerea okayama7#130
Lineage: Eukaryota; Fungi; Basidiomycota; Agaricomycetes; Agaricales; Psathyrellaceae
Exons: 7
Coding region: 1-564 (187 amino acids)
Source: RefSeq, a predicted model, not a curated record
AUGGGGGACGCUAUCGUGGACCCCGCGAAUUUGCACUGCCAUAAGCAAUGCGUAGUCUAUAAGACGGCUAUUCGUCCACACCAUGACCACGACAGGGUCACACGACCGCAGUUUCCUCAACCCACCACGAACACGAGCGCUGAGCACAUAAAGUAUGCUAGCUCGUCCACAGGGACGUUUAAACCGACCUUCAAGGCCCGAGCGAGUGCUUCAAGCGAGAACUCUGCCCUCGUUCUACUCGAUGCAAUUCACGUAUUCGACGGUCUCGCCAUCCUAUUCCAUCCAGGAGCGAACGAUCCCGUCACAACUAGAGUGAAAACUUCCAUUGGCUGUGCAUUAACCGAGGCUCGGAAGACGUGCUGGAAGACGUCGUCCAUGUGGACUGCGCAACAACAGCCUGGACUUCUGGAUCAUGUUCAAGAGUCAUCCGAUAUAGUCGGUCUGGAGCUUUACUUCUCUGCAUAUCUGGCCACUCUUGUUGUUCUCAUCACCGUCACCGGGACCUGGUUCGGGGUAAUAGCACUGCGAAAUGGAGUAGAAAGACCUCCACCGUUCCAAAGGUAG